UCGCGGUGCGGUGCUGGCCCAGCCCCGACACGGACCGGGACGCGGGACGACGGAACAUCGCGGCCACGCAACGGGGAGGCGGCGCGGGACGGGAGACUUCGGAACCUUUCGGGGCCCUUCGGAGCGUCUCGAGCGGCCGGCGGAAGAAACGCAACCGCGGGACCCGCCCCGGAACGCGGGGACCGAACAGACACGGGCAGCACCGCGUUGAUCCGCCCCGAGGCUGCGCGGCACCGGCACGGAACGGAACGGAACGGAACGGAACGGAGCGGUAUUGCACGGUAUAGCACGGCACGGCACGGCGAAAUGGUGCCGGAGCUGCAGAAAACCACGGUCCGCAUCCAGCAGCCGGAGCGUGUCAUGGGGGUCAUCAGCGCCAUCAAGGAGCAGGGCAGCAGCAAACUGCAGGUCAUCUCUGACUUCGACAUGACGCUGAGCAGGUUUGGCUGCAAUGGUCGGCGCUGCCCCACGUCGCACAAUAUCCUGGACAACAGCCGUGUUAUUAGCGAGGACGGCAAGAAGAAGUUAAAAGAUCUGCUGCAGCACUACUACCCCAUCGAAAUCGAUCCCAACCGCAGCCUGGAAGAGAAGCGUCCCCUGAUGGUGGAGUGGUGGACCCGGGCCCACGAGCUGCUGACACAGCAGAAGAUCCAGAAGGGAGAUAUUGCCCAGAUCGUCAGGGAGUCGGAUGUGAUGCUGAGGGAUGGAUUCAAUGAGUUGUUUGAUCAGCUGCAUAAAUACAAUGUGCCCAUGUUCAUCUUCUCUGCUGGUGUUGGUGACGUCCUUGAGGAGAUUAUCCGUCAGGCCAACGUCUUCUACCCCAACGUCAACGUGGUGUCCAACUACAUGGACUUCGAUGACAGUGGAGUCCUCAAGUGCUUCAAAAGUCCCCUCAUCCACACCUACAACAAGAACAACAGCGUGCUGCAGGGCACCGCCUACUUCCAGCAGCUGAGCACACGGACCAGCAUCAUCCUUCUGGGGGACUCCAUGGGCGACCUGACGAUGGCAGAUGGCGUUCCCAGUGUGGAGAACAUCCUCAAGAUUGGCUUCCUCAACGACAAGGUGGAGGAGCGGCGGGGGAAGUACCUGGAUGCCUACGACAUUGUGCUGGAGAGCGAUGAGACGUUGGACGUGGUCAAUGGGAUUCUGCGCUACAUCCUCAUGGAGACAUGAGCCGGGCAGCAGCGCCCCGACCCGGCCCGUCAGCCACGCGCUGGGAUGAUGAGCACCCUGAGCAAAGCUGGACGGGUGUGCUGGUACCUGCCUGAAUCCAUCCCCGAGCCGGGGUGGUCCCUCUGCCCCAGCUGUUGUGUUGCAUCCCAAACCUCACGGCUCUUCUGGUCAGUUCAGAGCUGAUCUGGAGCGAAGCAAGGAGCCCGCCCUGCACCCUGCGUCCCACUCAGCCUCCAGCAGCAUCGGGGCCACAGCAAACAUUCAUGUUCUGGGAGAGGCAGUUCUGUGCUUCUCUCCAGCAGCUGAGCGCAGAAUCAGGGGCCAUUUGCUGUGGCUUGAACUGAAGCUGUUCAGUUUUAGUGCAUUCUGAUCUGAGGAAACAAGCACUGCUGCUGUUAUCCUGUUUUCUGUGGCCCCGAAAUGCUCAGGCUGAGCCCCGGCUGUGGGGAGAGCAGGGCUGGGUGGUCCCAUGGCCGCAGGAGGUGGGUGCUGGGGAUGCUGUGGCUGCUCUGGGUUUCCAUGGGCUCCAGCCCCAGCCCUCACCCCGCAGCUCACUCACCAUCUUCCACACCAUGGGCUGCUCAAUGUCACAGUGGGCAGUGCGGAUCUCCUCCGCUUUGUUGGAAUAAAUUCAUUGACUGAG
Molecule: messenger RNA, 1819 nt
Organism: Coturnix japonica (Japanese quail)
Lineage: Eukaryota; Metazoa; Chordata; Aves; Galliformes; Phasianidae
Source: RefSeq, a predicted model, not a curated record